Messenger RNA from Bactrocera neohumeralis, 1859 nucleotides. It is a transcript of the gene Ing3, whose product is annotated as inhibitor of growth protein 3. Gene Ontology annotation, biological process: regulation of DNA-templated transcription. The transcript is spliced from 4 exons. Gene Ontology annotation, cellular component: NuA4 histone acetyltransferase complex. The record is from RefSeq and is a predicted model, not a curated record. The coding region runs from base 131 to 1696 and encodes 521 amino acids. NCBI's taxonomy places the organism in Eukaryota, Metazoa, Arthropoda, Insecta, Diptera, Tephritidae.
AUGUUUUCCUUUUGACAAAUUUGUUGGAAAAGGUGUUAUUUGUGAUUUAUAAAGUUCUAUUGAUAUCAAAAUACAAUUUGUUAAUAAAAGUAAUAAUUUUCCCAAACUAAUAUAUAAAUAAUCUGCAAACAUGCUGUAUCUUGAAGAUUAUCUGGAAAUGAUCGAGCAUUUGCCACAGGAGCUCCGGGACAGAUUUACAGAGAUGCGUGAACUGGAUUUAACAGUGCAGAAUAGCAUGGAUUCUUUGGAGAAAAAAAAUCGCACAUUUUUUCAACAAUGCAAACGUGGAGAAUUACAAAACGAACCUGCAGAUUUAGAGUUUCAAAAUCUUCGUAAGGAAUACUACAAAGUUUUGGAAGACGCUGAUGAAAAAGUUAACAUCGCCACACAAAUACAUGACUUGGUGGAGCGUUACCUACGCCGAUUGGACAGUGAACUAUUCAAGUUUAAGUGUGAACUAGAAGCCGAUAAUAAUGGUAUAACAGAAAUACUAGAAAAGCGUUCGUUAGAGUUAGAUGGUGGUUCAAGUGCAGCCACGGCUUUGAUGAAUGUAAUUGGUGUUACACAAAAAGAGAAUAGAUAUUAUGGAUCAAUAGGGACAGCGGCAACAACAAAUAGUCAUGGUAUACUGGGUGUACCCAGUAGUAACAUAAGUGGUUUAUCACUUUCUACUACACCCGCGGCAACCACAAAAGAUCGGUAUCGUACACCCAAACCGGAAAAACGCAGGGACAGUACAACAAAUUUGGCGCUUCUACCGGAGAAACGUCCAAAUUUAGGAAACAAUUUAACAACCAAUACACCACCGGUUGCGGUGGUUCGUCCUAUAACACCAGGUAUAAGCACGCAUACGGUGCUAAAUACCCCGGGCGCAUCUGUCACUUCUGCAGGCAAUCCCACUGCUGUAGCUUAUAAUUUACAACAAUUAGGUGGCUCGGCAUCGAACGCAAUCGCUGCAGCUGCCAGUCAAGCCAUAGUGGCAACACAACAAAUGCCUCAAGGUCGACGUACGGCGAGCCUUAAAGCCAGUUAUGAGGCAAUACAUGGCGCUGGUGGUGGACCACCGGAAUUCUGGAUCAGUCGUGAUAUUGCAAAUGCUGCAAGCGCAGCUGCACAGACAACACUCCAAACUACAGGAGUUGAGAAAAAACAGAAAAAAAAAAUAAAUGCCAACAGUAUUACGCACACUAACAGCGCUGGUAGCAGCAGUACUCCUUCAUCUGCCAUAUCGCUGGCAUCAUCGUCGUCCUCUGUGAGUGUAGACUCUGUAGACAUGUUGCCAUCUUCGUCUAAUUUAGCAACGGUUGGCAGUCUUGGUGUGCCCGCUAUUGGCUUAUCAACAAUGGGAGUGGGUGCGGCUUCUACAUCUGCCGCAGCAGCUACGAAUCGUGCCAACUCGGCUUCAUCUUCGAUCUCAUCCAAUACUCUUACGCCUGCCACUAACAUUAAUAUUAAUGAAAGCGGUCUAGUGGUAGAACAAACACCAGAGGGAGAAUGGUCUUACGAUCCAAAUGAACCACGUUACUGUACCUGUAAUCAAGUUUCAUAUGGUGACAUGGUCGCUUGUGACAACGAUGCUUGCCCAUACGAAUGGUUCCAUUACCCAUGUGUGGGUAUUACACAACCACCAAAAGGCAAGUGGUAUUGUCCUAAAUGUACAGCAUCUAUGCGCCGGCGUGGGAAUAGGAAAAACUAGUUGUAUUGAAAUUAAAGUUUAUUUCAAAAGCACGGCUAAAUUCAGAGUUUGCUAAUUGGACAAAAUUUUGGUAUAUAUACGUCUUAUAUUGAAAUGAAUUAUUCAAUGUUAUUAGCGCACUUGGAAUCAAAUUAAUAAACUUUCAUUAAUCGUCGUAUACAAA